AGCUCGAUCGAUUGAAGAAAACUCUUGGAAAACUCCAAAAAAUUUUCACAUCAGUUGAUAUUAAGCCUGAUAUCAAGCUUCCGAAACUUCCGGAAAUCAUGAGUUCCUCCUGUUCCCAGAACACAGAGCAGGAGCUAAUGGAGGACGAUGGCAAUGCAGAAGGGAAGGAAAAUGUUGCUGAGUUGGAGGGAAAAGUUGCUAAAUUGAAAGCAGCUACCGAGGUGAAAAUGGAAAAGUAUUGUGAGAUUAUAAAGCUCAAUGCUGAGCUUUACGUUUCCCAUGAAGAAAGCACAAUUCUGCAGGACAAAAUAAAGAAGAAGAUGAAUUUGGUUUCCAAUUGCAUUGGAAGGCAAAUGAAGGAUAUAAAUUUCAUACAAGAACAUCUUGCGGAGGAGAAGGCAGAAUUUAAGGCGAAAAUGGGGAAGAUGAAAUCUACAGCAGGAGGCGUGGUGUUUGGGAGGAAAGCUCUCAAAUUGGCAGAAAAGACACCUGUCAACUUGGAAGAUCAUGAAGCGCUGAAGGAUCUUCUCACUGCCAAGUUGAAGAAGCUAACCGAUAGGAAUUCAGCUCUGAAGACUGAAUUGGAGAAGAAGCAAAUUGUCACAGAGGAAAAACGUAAAAUGGUUUCACGGGAAAUUGAGGCAAAGAAGAUGAAUAUUGGGAAUAAGAAGAAGGAAAUGAAGGCGUUAAAGGCUGAGCUGGCAAAUGUUAAUUUGCAGAUAAAGAAAAAGGAGGAAGAAAAUUUGGCAAAAUGGGCAGCCGAGACCGCUAAGAAGGAAUCCCUUGAGCGAAAAAUCAAUCGUCUUCAGGAAGAGCGAUUGACUUUAAUGAACCGUGUGUUCAAGGAGGUGGAAGACGUUAAGAAGUUGAGAGAGAAGGACGCUCAGCUAGACAGGAAGAUUGCAAAGAAGCAGAGUGCUAAUGAUGAGAUGAAGAAACAACUGGAAGAGGAGAACAAACAAGUGCGCAAAGCCAUUGAGGGUAGAAAGAUUGAGAUUAAACAGAUCGAGGAGAACUGUGAGAAGUAUCGUCAACGUAGGGAUGAAUUGAAGAAUAUCCUCAAGGAUGAUGCCGUAGCAAAGGUUGAGCAGCAAAUUGAGAAAACCACUGCUAAGAUUACGAAGAUCCGUGAGAGCAACAUUAAUCUGGAAAUGAGUCUCCUCGGACGAGACUUGGUGGCACCAACGAUGUACUCAGACAGCUCCCGAAACAGCAUUAUUGCUUGGAUGCGAAAUAUUGAGACUUCCUGCCACGACGAGAGCAACAUCGAGGCAAUCAAUGAGAAUCCCACCAUCGAUUGCGAGGUCUCCUCAACUUACCAAUGCGAUGAUAAUUUUGACUUCAAGUAAUUAUAUUUUUUCCUAUCAUGGGCUACCAAUCAAACUCCCAAUGAAAUCCCAUUAAAAAGCCCAGAAGCCAGUCGCAAUUACAAAGAAGUAAAUAGCCUAAAGACAUUUCAAAUUGUAUAAAUCCAAUUAUUGAAUUACUGACGUGUUCAAAAACACUUUAAAAAAUACUAAAAUGAAUUACAAAUUAUUGAAUAAAACGAAUAAAACC
Messenger RNA from Lutzomyia longipalpis, 1557 nucleotides. RefSeq lists its product as uncharacterized. The coding region runs from base 99 to 1349 and encodes 416 amino acids. The record is from RefSeq and is a predicted model, not a curated record. Lineage: Eukaryota; Metazoa; Arthropoda; Insecta; Diptera; Psychodidae. The transcript has 4 exons.